AUGAACCACUUUGUUUCCAUCUCAAGCAGCGAGGUGACCUUCAACUACAACCAGCUCCUUGAUUCCAUCCAGCGAGUAGUUCACCAGGAGGGCUACGAUGGAUCCAAUCCCCAGAGUCUGCAGAGACCUGUGGGCAGAGCAUGCCUUGCCGUUGGUGGCAGUGCCCCUCUGGAGAAGCAAAUUGGUCUCCUUACUCGUUGCCGUAACUAUGGAAACAGGCAUGUCAUAACAGUUCCCACAAUCGUAUUGUUUCUCUGUUUUUCUUUCCUCUACGAACAGAAGCGGCCAAAGACCAUUCUGAGGGGGGGAAUUGAGUGUCUUGGCUCCGUGCUGUGGGGCGAUGACAUCUGCAGCGAGGAACGACCUGAAAAUCAGCACAGCCUCGCAAGGUUCCUGUACACCCUCCGAGGUCUUCUCCGAACAUCACUGUCAGUCUGUGUCAUCACGGUGCCAACACAUCUUAUUCAGACUAAAGCAAUUACGACGCGCCUGAGAAACUUGUCCGAUACGGUGGUCGGCCUUGAAUCAUUUAUCGGCUCAGAGAUGGAAGCCAGUCCGUUAUACAGAGACUAUCAUGGUUUACUCCACGUCCAUCAGAUUCCCCGACUGAACAGUUUGAUCUCUGACGUGUCAAACACCAAGGACCUGGCUUUUAAGUUAAAGAGAAAGAUUUUUGCUAUUGAGAGACUGCAUUUGCCUCCAGACUUGUCAGACACAGUGAGUCGUUCAAGCAAACCGAAUCUGGCAGGAACGGCCAAACUGCUGAGCUCUGGACGUUGCCUUACAGCCGGCGGCGAGAAGCACCUGGACUUCUAGUGAUUUCUGAUUAACAGUCGUGCUCCUUGGGAGGAUUCCUGGGACCUUCAUCAGGGCACAAGGAUUCUGUGUACAUAUUGUUAUUAAACAUUCCAUCCAUCAAAACCGCAUCCUCUGCAUUCAAACAUAUAGGGACAUAUUUAUAAAGCAUUAAUUCGACUCUACGUACAAUUUAUUGCCAUUUCUAUUCAUUUUAAGCUUGACGUUGAUUAUUAUAGAUGGAAAUACAUUUUAAAAAAUAUAUAAUUAACUAAGAAAAAUGGUCUAUGAAAAAAAAAACUGUAA
Molecule: messenger RNA, 1101 nt
Organism: Xenopus laevis (African clawed frog)
Lineage: Eukaryota; Metazoa; Chordata; Amphibia; Anura; Pipidae
Gene: elp4.L
Product: elongator complex protein 4-like
Exons: 6
Coding region: 1-816 (271 amino acids)
Source: RefSeq, a predicted model, not a curated record